UAGGAAAUGAGGGAGAUUAUUCAUUUACAAGUGGGACAGUGUGGAAAUCAGGUGGGAACUAAGUUUUGGGAAGUUGUCUCUGACGAGCAUGGUAUUGAUCCUAAUGGAUUCUACUAUGGUGAGUCGGACUUGCAACUGGAGCGAAUCAAUGUUUAUUACGAUGAACCUGUAUACGGAAGGUUUGUACCGCGCGCCGUCCUGGUUGAUCUCGAACCAGGAACGCUAGACAGCGCUCGAAAUGCGCCUUUCGGAAGAAUAUUUCGAUUGGAUAACUUCAUAUUUGGAGAUAGUGGAGCCGGAAACAACUGGGCUAGAGGUCAUUAUUCCGAGGGCGCUGAGUUAGUGGAUGCUGUCCUGGACGUGACACGCAGAGAAGCUGAAUCAUGCGACCUUCCUCAAGGUUUUCAACUGGUUCAUUCCUUAGGCGGUGGGACAGGAUCUGGAAUGGGCACACUGUUGCUAUCGCAAAUGCGAGAAGAAUAUCCAGACAGAAUGCUGGUCUCUUUCUCAGUGAUGCCGUCUCCGAAGGUCUCGGAUACGGUGGUCGAGCCUUACAACGCGACACUCGCACUUCAUCACCUGAUAGAAAACACAGACGAAACGUUUUGUAUCGACAACGAGGCACUAUAUGAUAUCUGCUUUCGUACUCUCAGACUCUCCGGCCCAACCUACGGUGAUUUGAAUCACUUGAUCAGCGUGACUAUGUCUGGAGUUACCACUUGCUUUCGGUUUCCUGGGCAGUUAAAUGCUGAUUUAAGAAAACUAGCGGUCAACAUGAUUCCGUUUCCACGUUUGCACUUCUUCAUACCAGGCUUUGCCCCCCUCACUAGCCGCAGCUCUCGACCGUAUCGUUCACUGACAGUUCCAGAACUUACGCUUCAGGUGUUCGACGCGAACAAUGUAAUGGCUGCUUGCGAUCCUCGUCAUGGCCGCUAUCUAACCGUGGCAGUCAUAUAUCGUGGUCGAAUGUCUAUGAGCGAGGUUGACGUACAAAUACUGAAUAUGCGGACAAAGAAUUCCGGACAAUUUGUUGAAUGGAUUCCAAACAACAUGAAAGUAGCGGUAUGCGACAUACCACCACGUGGCCUGAAGAUGUCUGCCACGUUCAUUGGAAACAAUACUUCGAUUCAAACAUUGUUUAGGCGAAUUUCUGAACAAUUUUGCGCCAUGUUCCGUCGAAAGGCAUUUCUUCACUGGUACACCGGAGAGGGUAUGGACGAAACGGAGUUCGCAGAAGCGGAAUCAAACAUGAAUGACAUAAUCAGUGAGUACGUGCAAUACCAAGAAGUUUCACCGGAGGUGGACCCAAGAUUCUUGAAGCUCAGACGACGUUACUGAUUAAUUUGGGAUGUACCCCAUAGACCAUUAACCGAAAUACAGACACAGUUUUAUAAUA
Dicrocoelium dendriticum is the source of this 1396-nucleotide messenger RNA. The record is from the annotation of a GenBank genome assembly. NCBI's taxonomy places the organism in Eukaryota, Metazoa, Platyhelminthes, Trematoda, Plagiorchiida, Dicrocoeliidae.